AAAAAGUAAUCCACUUCUCUUCUUCUUCCUCUUCCUCCUCCCGCUGCUUAUAAUAGUGCACGCAGAGAAACGCAGCUCUUCGCUUUCUCUUCCUCUAAUGGCGGAUAAACUAGCUCCCCCUCUUUUCCUUCCGAAUCCACCUGCCUCAAAACCCUUAUUUCCCGACCAGAACCACCAGCAACUCCCCCGGUCGCCGGUCUUUACUCCGCCGCCUCCGCCUACGUCGCAGCUGCCGGUGUCUCCUCUCCUCCGAGACGUGUUCAAUCACCAGAACCCGAAUUCCCGACAACCCAUCAAUCCGCAUACGCCUAGAAUCCGGACCCGGACGCGGAUUGGCAAGUCCCGCGACCCGAACCGCGGCAAACCGUGGUCCGACCAUGGCCUUUCCCCCGAGGGGAAGCAACUUCUUCGUUCCUUGAUCGAAUCCAGUUUUGAUUCUGAUCACCUUGAUAGUCUUUUGUCGCAAUUGUUCGAACCUUAUAAGAAUAACCCAGUUGGGAAAACACGUUCUUUAUCCGCGGAGCUUCUGGGUCUUGUUAAGGGUUUAGGGUUUCACAAGAAAUAUGAUUUAGCUCUGCGUGCUUUUGAUUGGUCUAGGAAGCAGGAUGAUUACCAAUCCAUGUUGACUAACUCCGUUGUUGCUGUGGUUUUCAGUAUGUUGGGAAAAGAAGGUCAAGUAUCAUCAGCUGCGACUUUGUUCGAUGAUUUGCAGAAAGAUGGAUUUGCCUUUGAUGUGUACUCUUAUACUUCACUAAUAUCAGCAUUUUCUAGUAGUGGAAUGUACAGAGAGGCUGUAAUGGUGUUCAAGAAGAUGGAGGAAGAAGGCAUCAAACCCACUUUGAUAACUUAUAACGUGAUCUUGGAUGUGUAUGGGAAAAUGGGUAUGCCAUGGAAUAAGAUUACUAGCCUCGUGGAGGGGAUGAAGAGUGCCGGGAUUGCGCCAGAUGUGUACACUUACAACACUCUUAUAAGUUGUUGUAAAAGAGGCUUGUUGCAUGAGGAAGCUGCUCAAGUUUUCGAGGAGAUGAAGGUUGCAGGGUUUAGUCCCGAUAAGGUUACUUACAAUUCGUUGCUUGAUGUUUAUGGCAAGUCCAGGCGACCUCGGGAAGCUAUGCAGGUUUUAAAAGAGAUGGAGCUCAAUGGCUUGUCUCCAAGCUUUGUGACAUACAAUUCCUUGAUAGCGGCUUACACUAGAGAUGGCUUGCUGGAUGAAGCAAUGGAGCUUAAGAACCAGAUGGCUGAAAAGGGGAUUCAACCUGACGUUUUUACAUAUACCACACUGUUAUCGGGAUUUGAGAAGGCUGGGAAGGACGAAGCUGCUAUGAAGAUUUUCGAGGAGAUGAGAGAUGUCGGGUGCAGCCCAAGUAUUUGUACGUUCAAUAACCUUAUAAAGAUGUAUGGUAACAGGGGAAAGUUUACAGAAAUGAUGAAGAUCUUUUACGAGAUCAAUGCAUGCAGUCUUUCCCCGGAUAUCGUUACUUGGAACACACUAUUAGCGGUGUUUGGGCAAAAUGAGAUGGAUUCAGAAGUAUCGGGUGUGUUCAAGGAGAUGAAGAGAGCGGGGUUCAUACCGGAAAGAGACACUUUCAACACUCUGAUUAGUGCUUAUAGUCACUGUGGUUCGAUUGAUCAAGCCAUGACUGUUUACAAGAGAAUGCUUGAAGCUGGGGUCACUCCUGAUCUUUCCACCUACAAUACUGUUAUGGCAGCUUUGGCACGUGAAGGAAUGUGGGAACAGUCUGAGAAAAUUCUCGCAGAGAUGAAGGAUGGUCGAUGCAAACCCAAUGAAUCAACUUACUGUUCUCUGCUUCAUGCAUAUGCAAAUGGCAAGGAGAUUGAUCGGAUGCAUUCUCUGAUUGAAGAGGUGUACUCUGGUGUGAUAGAGCCUCGUGCCGUUCUUUUAAAGAACCUCGUAAUGGUUUGUAGCAAAUGUGACCUUUUGCCAGAGGCCGAGCGUGCAUUCUCCGAGCUUAAGGAAAAAGGGUUUUCUCCCGACAUAAGGACGCUGAAUUCAAUGGUGUCUAUUUAUGGAAGAAGGCAGAUGGUUGCGCAAGUCGAUGAACUCUUGAUCUUCAUGAAAGAAAAAGGGUUUACUCCAACCUUGGCAACUUACAAUUCCUUAAUGUCUAUGCAUAGUCGGUCUGAAAAUUUCGGGAAAUCAGAGGAAAUCUUGAGGGAAAUACUGUCGGAAGGGAUGAAACCGGAUGUGAUAUCGUACAAUACGGUGAUCUAUGCAUAUUGCAGGAACAGUCGGAUGAGAGAUGCUUCGAGAAUAUUCUCAGAGAUGAUGGAUUCGGGGAUUGAUCCCGACGUUAUCAGCUACAAUACUUUCGUGGCAGCUUAUGCAGCUGACUCGAUGUUUGAGGAGGCUCUUGCUGUUAUUAGGUACAUGAUCAAGCAUGAGUGUAGACCGAAUCAGAACACCUACAACUCCAUUGUUGAUGGGUACUGUAAGUUAAACAGGAAGGAUGAGGCGAGAUUGUUUAUCCAAGAACUGAAGAAGCUCGAUCCACAUAUUCCAAAGGACGAAGACUGCAGGUUGCUGGAACGCAUAGCUAAGCAAUGGCCAUAGCUAGUAGAGCUCGGCUGCAGGUCGUGGAUAGUGUUGUGAAGUGUAACAGAAACAAUAUUCUGCAGUAUUUCAGAAAGGAAAGGAGUUUCUUCA
Messenger RNA from Tarenaya hassleriana, 2665 nucleotides. RefSeq names its product pentatricopeptide repeat-containing protein At5g02860-like. Gene Ontology annotation, molecular function: protein binding. NCBI's taxonomy places the organism in Eukaryota, Viridiplantae, Streptophyta, Magnoliopsida, Brassicales, Cleomaceae. The coding region runs from base 98 to 2572 and encodes 824 amino acids. The record is from RefSeq and is a predicted model, not a curated record. The transcript has a single exon.